CCCGUAGAUGGCAGCGCUGCAUCCUCCCCAUACCCACAGCACAGAGAGGGCGGACCGCGGAGCGAAACGCAUGCAGCGGACUAUCCUGAAAACAUCAAACCGAACGAAAACAGGAGUGAAGAAAAUGAAAGGGCGGCUGCUGAACUUUGGGACAAAGUAGUUUGAUAAGCGAAUAUUUAUUCUGGCGGAGAAAUCUACAAACUUUCCCGAGAAAAGAGAAAUCUGGUCGACCAUGCAGCACUACGGGGUGAACGGCUACUCUCUGCACGCCAUGAAUUCCCUGAGCGCCAUGUACAACCUUCACCAACAGGCGGCGCAGCAAGCGCAGCAUGCACCUGACUACAGGCCCUCAGUGCAUGCGCUAACACUUGCAGAGAGACUAGCAGGUUGUACAUUUCAAGACAUAAUUCUUGAGGCCCGCUAUGGCUCCCAACACAGAAAGCAGCGACGCAGUCGCACAGCCUUUACUGCUCAGCAGCUGGAGGCUCUGGAGAAAACCUUCCAGAAGACCCACUACCCUGAUGUGGUGAUGCGGGAGCGGCUGGCCAUGUGCACCAACCUGCCUGAGGCCCGUGUGCAGGUCUGGUUUAAGAACCGUCGGGCCAAAUUUCGUAAGAAGCAGCGCAGCCUCCAAAAGGAGCAGCUACAGAAGCAGAAGGAAGCAUCAGGAGCUGCUGAUGGCUCAGCAGAAGACUCUAAAACAGACCUCAUAACAACUUCUAAUCCCACCACCACUGUGGUUCCUGAGGUGCGCACUCCUCCUCCUCCUUCCUCCUCUUCAUCCUGUCACUCAGAGUCAGAGCGGCUGGCCGCAGCACGGCCUCAGCCAGGGGAGAUGAGCGUGGAAGUCAAUGUCACGUCCCCAGAGCCGUCAGACAGCGAGUCAGCAGCUGAAGAUAACGCUGAGCGAGAGGAGGAUGAAAUAAGUGGGGAGUCGAGGGUGAAACUCAGGGAAGAGGUGCAAGAAGAUGGGUCCGUCCAAGGGGGAAGACGCUCUCCGUCCUGCAAAAGACUCAGCCCCACGUCAGACUCUCCAUUAAGCUCCCCGGCCCUGCCGUCUUCCAGCAGUGUAACCAGCGGGUUGGUUCAGAGCAACUCCUACGCCUCGUCUCCCCUCAGCCUCUUUCGACUGCAGGAGCAAUUUCGGCAGCACAUGGCAGCCACAAACAACCUCGUACACUACCCAUCCUUUGACAUGAGUGCAUCAUCCUCCCUGCCCUACCUGGGUAUGAAUGUCAACAUGCCCUCCCCACUGGGCUCCCUGCCCUGCCAGUCCUACUACCAGACCCUAUCACAGGCCCAACAGGUGUGGAACAGCCCGCUGCUGCAGGCGGCACCAGGCAGCCUCCCGGGAAGCCUUAACAGCAAGACUACAAGCAUUGAGAACCUACGGCUGAGGGCCAAGCAACACGCAGCCUCACUGGGACUAGACACGCUUCCCAACUAAAGCCCCUGGCAGCAUUUCAGGCCGAAAAUCCAAGUUUCUUCUCAGCCUCUCAAAACAACUUUAUGUAUGCGUGCAGAUUUCCAGCAGAAACCCAAGAACGAAUCAGUGUUAUCUAAAAUGUGACCACAAGAUGUUUUGCUGAUGAAGUGUUUAAUGUCCAUCCAAAUUUUCUAAUUAAAAUCCACUGAACUGCUAAGAAUGUUUAAUUUGCAUUGUGAAAACAAGAGUUCAGUGGUAAACUGGAGAAAGAAAACAACUUUCAAAGCUUUCACUAAACACACAAACUGAGCUAAAGCAUGCACUUUGGAGGAGCUACCUCAAUAUGGAUUGUCAACACACACUUUCCCAUUGCCAUGUUAUUAUCAUCACAGCCUUGCACCUCUAAGACAAGAAGAAAACACCUUCCGGUUGGACUUAAGGGAUAACAACCAUAACCAUCCUGUCUUGAAUGCAGUUGCGACUAAAGAGUUUGUUCAUCAUUGGAUGUUACUUAAAUUAACUCUAAAAGGCCAACAGUAUCAGUUGCUGCCCACUAUGAUUAAGUCAGGGCUAAAAGGUUCAUCUGAGAUUUUAAAUAUUCUGUAACCCUACAAGAUCCAUUGAACAUAACAUGUACAUGCAUGAGAUCAUUUAAAGCAUGGCUUAUACAGCCACCCAACACAACUAUCAUGGGAGCAGAAAAAGACCUGAUACCACAACUACAAGUCUAACCACUCUCAAAGACCUUCUUGUCUGAACGUAUUAUUCCCAGCUUGGACUAAAUGGAGUGCUGUAUAUAUCCCCCAAUGCUCACCCCCAUCAAAUUGGUUUCAAAGCAACCCCAAGUCAACUUUUGUGCAAAGGGUUUAAGAUGAAAAAAAAAUCUAUUUAUUUCCCAAAUAUGACCUCGAGCGACAUGUCUGACCGCUGAAAUGGGGAAAAGAAACUGCAAUUGCCAACAUCUUUGUGCUUGCCAAUUGCUUCAGCAGAAAGAAGCACAAGCUAAAUCACUGUAUUAUAUAUCACUGUAGAUUACAGACAUGUACUUGUCAAUUGGUUGAAAAAUGAGUAAUUUAUCUGUUCAAUGCAAGAGAAUAAAUUGUAAAUGAAGUGUU
This is a messenger RNA of Girardinichthys multiradiatus, 2541 nucleotides long. Its product is annotated as diencephalon/mesencephalon homeobox protein 1-A-like. Gene Ontology annotation, biological process: regulation of transcription by RNA polymerase II. The coding region runs from base 233 to 1447 and encodes 404 amino acids. Gene Ontology annotation, molecular function: RNA polymerase II transcription regulatory region sequence-specific DNA binding; DNA-binding transcription factor activity, RNA polymerase II-specific. The record is from RefSeq and is a predicted model, not a curated record. Lineage: Eukaryota; Metazoa; Chordata; Actinopteri; Cyprinodontiformes; Goodeidae. The transcript has 5 exons.